AUGGUUGAGAAUCCCGGCGGUGACUUGUGGGUCAGAGACGAGACCCAAAAGGCAAUUCGAGCUCGAUUGUGGAAGUCAUGGGAUGUUUUCGGGGAGACGUUGAGAGACAUACAGACAGCGACUGAUGAUAUGUAUGAGAAGCUUGGUGGUGGGACCGAGACCUCGUGGUCUGAUAAGACCCUUGCGGCGAAAGAGCUCAAGCGCAUAACAUUUGCCUUGAGUCGAUCAGCCUACUCGGACCAGUUGGCUACCAUCAGAGAUGGCAUAUCGAACUUGGAAUCAUUGGCGACGAUGAGUAUUGAACUAGAGCCCAAGAGACGAGUGAGAUCCCAGGUCAAAGCUCUCAGCAUCUUACACACUCUUUGUGUUGACGAAGACGAGGAUGUGGUUCGGGGUCACCAUGUUGACUUGUUCCUCACUCAUUCGCGACCAAUAGAUAAGAAGUCGCAUCUUGUCGCGCCCACGAGACAGAAUUGGGAAGGGAGACUUCUGAAAGUGGUUCCAAACGCCCAAAAUCCACCUCGAGUUCCCACCAGUUUGUCAUCACCAUCAUUACCGACCGGACACAAACUUGGGGGGGAAAAGAGAUCCGUCAGGUUCUCAAUGUCGCGAUUCUCUUCGUCAAGUACAAUGACUGAGAUGAAUACCUCUUCUAUCGCCAGUGCUGUUGCCUGCAUAUCUCUAGAGGCAACCACACCUGCUUCGCAGAGCUAUCAGCCAUGCCUUGACCUUUGCAGUGAAACGAAGGCAAGCAUUGGAUCUGCCUGCUUGGGCUCCAUCACCGACGAUUCAGCGGGGCAAAAACGGACGUACCUAGUCUACAAUUCUACUCUACUAUUACUGGAAGUUCAUGACUCUAUAGUCCCAUUGUCUGAUGUACUUCGAAACGGAGAUACACGGCAUCUCUUUACAUACAGGCAGCGACUACAGCUUGCAGUUAUCAUUGCAACUAGCGUAGUUCAUUUAUACAAAACACCAUUUAUGAACGAUCUACCUACAGCCCGAAACAUUAUUCUUUUCCAGAGGCAAGGUGUCGUCGACUACAGCAGAGCCUUUCUCAAAAGCGAUCGCAGCUACCUAGCAAAAUGCAGCUCGGGUGUCGCGAUACCAACUCCCAAGCUACUGCCUAUUGGUGUUUUGCUUAUUGAGCUUAUCAAAGGUCAAAGUUUAGAGUCCCUUCGAACUCCGAACGAGAUACUUGGUGGCAAUCUAACUGCCUUGUCAGACUUUAUCACAGCACAGCGUCUUGCUGAUGAGAUAUGCCAGGCUAGCUCAAACUAUGGUAGUGCAGUGCGACGAUGCCUAGAUGUUGGAUUCAAAGCCCAGGCUUGUGCUGUGGAGGAUGAGAAUUUCCAGCACAACUUCUAUUCUGGUAUAGUUGCCUUAUUGGAAGAGGACCUAAACAGUUUAUAG
Messenger RNA from Fusarium coffeatum, 1413 nucleotides. RefSeq lists its product as uncharacterized. Bases 1 to 1413 code for a protein of 470 amino acids. The transcript has 3 exons. NCBI's taxonomy places the organism in Eukaryota, Fungi, Ascomycota, Sordariomycetes, Hypocreales, Nectriaceae. The record is from RefSeq and is a predicted model, not a curated record.